Adineta ricciae is the source of this 2181-nucleotide messenger RNA. The record is from the annotation of a GenBank genome assembly. NCBI's taxonomy places the organism in Eukaryota, Metazoa, Rotifera, Eurotatoria, Adinetida, Adinetidae.
AUGGUGUUGUCCAUCAUAAUGAACUAUUUUACUGCAUUGGGAAUAUUCUAUUUACGUACUAGCGCGGAUGAAAGAAAAGUCCGUUGGCUCCUUGUUGCAUCAGUUAGUGGAAACCUGAUCCUGUUAGGCUUUUUCAAAUAUACAAGUUUUCUUGUAGAACUCCUGAAUAUACUUACUUUACAAAGAGCGGCCACCAAACUCUAUACUCCUACAAUACAUCUACCACUUGGUAUUUCGUUUUUUACUUUUCAUGGUCUUUCAUAUAUUAUUGAUGUAUAUAGGAAUGAAGUUUAUGUGGAAUGGAAUCCAAUCACACUCGGUCUAUAUUUUUCGUUUUUUCCUCAAUUGAUAGCUGGUCCUAUUGUGCGAUAUCAUGAUGUUGCCCAACAGUUGGUGGAACAUCGAAAAUUCAGCUACAAAGAAUUUGCUCAAGGAGCGGUAGAAUUCACAAUUGGUUUAUGUAAAAAAAUGAUUAUAGCGAAUACCGUUGGCGCCGUGGCAGACACAAUCUUUGAUUUAUCAAUCGAAAAGCUAGACACUUCGCACGCUUGGAUUGGUUUAUUAACGUAUUCACUACAAAUUUAUUGCGAUUUUUCUGGUUAUUCAGAUAUGGCUAUUGGCCUUGCACGUAUGUUUGGCAUUCAGUUUCCUCUAAAUUUUAAUUAUCCCUAUGUGUCUCGAUCAGUCAGAGAAUUUUGGAGACGAUGGCACAUUUCACUGUCUAGUUGGUUUCGAGAUUAUUUAUAUAUUUCGCUUGGAGGAAAUCGAGUUUCAGAGCUUAGAGUUUGUUCAAAUCUUUUGACUGUUUUCUUUCUAUGUGGCCUUUGGCAUGGUGCUAGUUGGAAUUUUAUUAUAUGGGGUCUGUUUCAUGGACUAUUCCUAGCACUAGAACGGACUAAAAUCUGUACGUGGGCACUGAGCAGAACUCCACGAGUGUUACAACACUUCUAUGCAUUGAGUGUAAUUUCAAUUGGAUGGGUAUUUUUUCGAGCGAGCACAUUAUCACACUCUAUUCAGUUCAUCAAAGUUCUAUUUGGACUAGAAUCACGCCAUAAUCGAAUUAACGUUCCAGUAAAACAGUAUCUUGACGCAAAAGUAAUAACAGUUAUCAUUUUUGCUAUACUUGGCUCAUGUAGUGUUCUAUCCGCAAGCAUUCGUACGCUAAACCUUCUAAUUAUUUCUGAGAUCCCAUCGACAGAAAAACGAACAUUAGCUCAUCAACCAAUUCUCAAUAUCUGGCAGAUGAAUGAUUAUAUUAAGAAAUUCGAUUUAUUCUACAAUGACCACUUUGGAUUUCGUAUACGGUUAGUGGCAAUGUACGCUAUUUUAAAUGUCAAAAUUUUCGGAAUAUCAGGUGUUUUUCAUGUUAUUAUUGGUAGAAACAAUUGGCUAUUCGUUACUGAUUAUUAUCCAACUGAUCCGAGAACGCUUUCUGGUUGGCAGGGAUUUUAUCCUUAUUCUUUCGACCAACUAAUGAUCAUACAACAAAAUUUGGAAGCCGAAAAUAUGUGGUUUAUUAAAAGAAAUAUUACUUUCUUAAUUCUUCCGGCUCCUGAUAAGAACUCAAUCUAUCCCGAAUAUUUACCGUGGCGCUUUCAUACAGUCGUCGGUCCGAGUAGACAAGCGCAAAUAUUUGAACAUAUAAAGUUACAUUCAAACAUCAGCAUGAUAGAUGUAAGACAAGCGUUAAUCACAGCAAAAAAAGCACAUAAAUUUGAUCUAUACUUUAGAUCCGAUUCUCAUUGGAAUAGCAUUGGAUCAUUUUUUGUUUAUGAAGAGAUAAUGAAACGAUUAUUGCCUGUUAAUCCUCAGUUCGUGCCUCAUCGAUUAGAAGAUUUUUUUCUGGAUCGAGCACUGAAACGAAGAGGAGACUUAGCAGACAUGGCCAACUUAAAAGUAUCUCAUGUUUUGGAGCAUCAAUUUGUUCCAAAACAAAAUGUCACUGAAUACAACAACAAGGGCGCGAAAAAAGGAAAAAUAUUAUUUCUGGGUGACUCUUUCACGGAAUCUGCCGUAAAAGAAUAUUUCCGGCGACAUUUCGAAGAUGUAAGACAUGUAAGAGUUGAAAAAAGCGCUUAUUCAAAAUUAGAUAAGAAGAUUGUCUUACAAUAUCAUCCUGAUGUAGUCAUAUAUGAAUCUGUGGAACGGCUUUGGAUUAGUGAUGCAACCAGAAAUCUAUAA